UUUUAUGUUCAGUCAUUAUUAUUAUUAUAUGCAAAAGUUUUAGAACACCACGCUUUUUCCAGUUUUUUACAGUUUAUUGUGUCAUUGCAAUAAGAAAUCUGAGUUGAAAAAUAAAUCAUGGAAUCAAUUUAUAGACCAAAACAUAUUCUAAACUUUUGAUUCAUGAAAGUGUCCACCUUUGGUAGAUGUAACAGCUGAACACACUCGUGGCUCGUUCGUUUUACAAUAGAAAUCAAAUAUUCUUCAGAAAGUUCUUCCCAAGUCGGUUGCAGAAGUUUCCAUAAAUGUGUGGCACUUGUAGGUUGUUUGGCUUUCACUCUUCUGUCCAGUUCAUCCCAAACCAGCUCGAUGGGGUUUAAGUCUGGACACUGUGCUGGACACUCCAUGUUUUCAAGUUUUACCAUCUUGUUCUUUUUUCCUGAGAGAGUGGAUGUUACAUCUCGGGCAGUGUUGGACAUCAUGACUAAGACUACAGAGUAUCUGCAGCCCAAUCCAGCCACCAGAGCCAAGAUGAGCAUGAUGAACUCCAUGUCUCGUAUGCGCGGUCAGGAGAAGGGCCCAGGCUACACGCAGACAGAGGCCAUCCUGGGAGAGUCCAUGCAGAAGUUUGGACGAGAGCUGGGAGACGAGUCCAGCUUCGGCCAGGCGCUGAUCGACGCCGGGGAGGCCAUGCGUGAGCUGGCCGAGGUAAAGGACGCCCUGGACAUGGAGGUGAAGCAGAACUUCAUCGACCCAAUGCAGAUCCUCCACGAAAAGGACCUCAAAGAAAUCCAGCACCACCUGAAGAAGAUGGAGGGCCGUCGCCUGGAUUUCGAUUAUAAGAAGAAGCGUCAGGGUAAAGUGACGGAGGACGAGAUCAAAGCUGCUCUGGAGAAGUUCGACGACUCCAAGGAGAUCGCUGAGCAGAGCAUGUUCAACCUCCUGGAGAGUGAUAUAGAGCAGGUGAGUCAGCUGGCAGCUCUGGUCCACGCUCAGGUGCAGUACCACAGUCGUGCAGCUGAGAUUCUCCAACAGCUGCAGAGCAAGAUGGAUGAACGGAUAAGAGACACUUCUAAUAAACCCCGUAAAGAGUUUACCCCCAAACCUCGCACUUCUCUGGACCUCGUCAUUAGUGAGAACCACAACGGAGGAAUCGGUGGUGCUCGCUCUCCAGGUGCGCGGUCUCCAGCAAGGUCCCCAGCAAGAUCCCCAGUCCCGAUGGACCAACCUUGCUGUCGCGCGCUGUACGACUUCGACCCGGAGAACGAGGGGGAGCUAGGGUUCAAAGAGGGCGACAUCAUCACGCUGACCAACAAGAUCGACGAAAACUGGCUAGAAGGAAUGCUGCACGGCAACUCCGGCUUCUUCCCCAACAACUACGUGGAUGUGCUGGUUCCUCUUCCCAACUAAAGAUCGCCGCUCUGCGCAUCUCCUCUCUCCUGUCUCACCUUCUUUACGUAACAUUCCUUUUAAACUCCCGUCACUCCUCUCUUUAGAAGGAGGCUCAACCCCGCCCGCAGCGAAGUCAGACGAGAAAACAGAGACAAUUAAAAACAAAAAGCAAUUGAGCUGUAAAUCUUUUUUCGACGAUGAAAAUUUGUUGUUGUUGCUUAACCCCAUGAUCUACAGGUCUUCUAUAGUCUCCAUACGCUUCUGUCUGGGUUACAUGAGUUUAUCAAACGCACUGUACUUUGUGGAAAACCUUUUAGCGAACUUCUCUCACUAGCUCGCACAAGCCAGUCCAUGUGUUUUUCCAACGGCAUGAGAUUUCGUUUUCAUAAUUUCACUUAAUGGCAGACUUCACUCCUUUGAUUUCCACCACAGAUAUACUUGUAAAUACCAAAGUUACUUGCAAAAAUCCGCGAUGUCAAGCGAAAAACCUGCAAUCUUACGAGCUAUUGACAGGGGUGUACUCUAAAAAUAUUGUAUUACAUAUCUGAGCCAGUGAUUCGUGAAGUGGUUUGCAGCAAAUUUAAAGUUUUAUUAAGUAAUGGUGCAAGAUUAAGCAAUUUUAAAAGUAUCUGUCUGUGAUAAUAAUAGGAAUUUUUGGCGCUAAAUGCCGCGAUCCCCCCCUUAGCCUGGUUAGCAUUUUGUAGCUUAGCUGUUAUUAAGAAUUUAGAUGUAGCCUGAAAUGGCAACUGACGGGAACAAGAGUGGAAAAGUUUUACAAAUUAACGAUGCAAUUUAAUCUUACACUAUUUAUUUUUUGUAAGAAGCUGCUGUUCACCUGUUACGUGUUGAAAUCUGCACUCGUGAGAAGUAUCGUGUGGGAUAAUAUAUCGAGGGCCAUUGCUGCGGCCAUAUGGUCCUGAGACGCAGAUGUUUCAAAAUGAAAUAGCUGACCAUUCAUGAUUUAAAGGUGCAUUGUGUAACUUUUCUGGUGGAAGGUGCGUGAAAUGCUUUUCUCCAUGGAGGUGUUGUCCCGCUCUCGACGUAAACAUCGCUGGUUGAGCGGUCAGAUCCACUGGCCCACAGGUUGGCGGUGCGAUUCCAGCUAUAUAAAAGAAUGAGAACUUCGCACAUCAGUUACUAGAGACGGGUGCGACGGAGGAGACAGAGUAGCCCAAAGUCCUGCACACCGUCUUACUUGCAAAAUGUGAGAUUGUUUAGAUUUAUUCCCUGAGAUUAAGAGACUCUUAAUCAAUUUGCAAGUAAGACGGUGUGCGGGACUUUUCUCCAUGUUCUUGGUGCGAUUCCAGCUCCCACAGAUCAAUGCUGUGGUUGUGUUCUUGGGCAAAACAUUUAACCCCGCCUCCAGUGUCUGCACUGUAAAUUCCUCUGGUCUGGCCAAUAUUUUAAAAUUUACAUCAGAUUAUUUUUUUUCAAAUUUAUUACCGUAUUUUUAUGACUAUAAGUCACACCAGCCAAAAAAAUGUGUAAUGAAGAAGCAAAAAACAAAUAUUAGUCUCACCAGUCUAUAAGUAGCACUUUUAAGGGGAAAUUUAUUUAAUAAAAUCAGAGACCAGGAACCGACAUUUCAUCUCAAAAUGCAAGUUAUAGUAAAAACAAUAGAAGAGAGAACAACAGACUGUUAAUGUCACAUAUGAACAGUUCUUCAGAUAAACUAUAACAUAAACAACAGAACGGAACAAGUUUACCAAACUCUCCAUCUCACUCCAAAUCACAAAAUCCAUUCAAUUCUUCUGAGCAACACCACGCAACUUUGGUUGUCACUGAAGUCCAGGCUUUUCGAUCCAUCCAGUGACUUCCAGGAAAGUUGCAUGGUUUCUCAAGUUUCCUCAAGUUUCUCGCUCACUCCAAACUUUCUUUCUGCUGCUCGAUUGCCUUUUUCUGCUGCAUAUUUCAUUAAUUGCAGUAGGACAGCGGCUUUUUCUGCAGGAGACAUAUGCAGAAAACUGAUACACAAGGCUAGAGCGCCCUCUCGUGGCUGUGAGUCUAAAAUUUUAAGUCACAGGACCACCUAAACCAUGAAAAAAGUGUGACUUAUAGUCCCAAAAAUAUGGUAUCUACUUACUAGACUAGAGACUGCCUAAUUCUAGUCUAGAGGUAGUUUAUUUUAAGAUAACCUGUCAAGUAAAAUUAUCUUGUUGCAUUGACAGAUAAUUUCACUACUUUUAAGUCAUUUUCUGAUAGAUUUAAGUGUUUAUAUCUUAAAUUGUGGCCAGGCUUUUUUGCAGUGUGUGUACACUGGUGCGUGACUGGGUGAGUGGUUCCUUGAUGUAAAGCACCGUGAAGGUGGAAAAGCGCUGUAUAAAAAAUCUGACCAGUGUUAUUGCUUUGUCUGGAAUGUUUCACAAUAUGGUAUUAAACCUUUCUAUCUUCAUGAAACCCAAACCGGACCAAGUUACAGGUCAGAUCUGUGCUCUGAACCAGAAUGCUUGUUUUUCUAGGUAUUUUUGAGCUAUAAAACCACCUGUAGUUGAGUAAAUGUAAAGUACAGCUGUUUAAUGUCACACUAUGGAACAUUUCAGGUGGUGCAGUGACAAACAUAUCCAUAAAAACAAGCAGGUGACGGACCCCUAUAACCAAAAAGUUACACAGUGCAGCUUUAAAAUGACAUUAUAGCAGAUUAAAGUGAGGUAGGAGUUGACCGUUUUCGUUGUUUCUCAUUACACAUUUUCCGCAGCUUUCCGAGGACCGCAUGACGGCAGCAAUGGCAGCCUCUGUUUGAUCUCUGUGCAUUAUUUACUGCUAAAAAAUGACAUUGCAAGUCUAAAGCUUCAGCGUCACGUGACAAUGUUGAGUGUUUUGGGGUCUGGCUGUUUGUAUGGGAUUGCAUAGUGUUACUUCUUACGGUAUAUAUGCAGAAAACCUCUAACAAUGGGGUGAAAUAAGCUCAGUCUACUACUAACAACAAUAACGACGGCUGGUAGGACAUCCAUUACGCAUAGUUUUCGCUGGAAGCACAACUCGAAGCAGAGGUAAUAAUAAUAUCAGUAAGGUCAAAGGUUAUGUUUUUUAUGAAGCGGUACAAUUCCUUCCUUUUUUUUUCUCAUUUUUUUAAACAUUUUUUGUGUAUCUUUGCCCUCAAUGAGGACUGUACAGCUUUUCUGUGGUUUUGUUUUCACCUUGUGUGUAGAGUCGCGCAUCUACCGUAAUGUAUCUUAUUUUUGUAAGUGUUACAUAUGAGUAUUCACAUAUUAGAUGUAUAUAUAGACAGUGUAUUAUCCAGAUACAAUGUGAAAGGAGGGGUCUCUGUGCUGCACAUGGUCGUCUUUGGGUUGUUCUGUUUAUGUUUGAGUUUUGUUCAGUUCUUGCACUGGUUUUAUCAGACUGUAUGCUUGAUGUAAAGAUUCAAAUGUGAUAAGUCAAUGUAAUUUAUUCAAAUAAAUAUCAGGAAAUGGUUCUAAAUAUAGAAA
Messenger RNA from Boleophthalmus pectinirostris (great blue-spotted mudskipper), 4799 nucleotides. It is a transcript of the gene sh3gl2a, whose product is annotated as SH3 domain containing GRB2 like 2a, endophilin A1. Lineage: Eukaryota; Metazoa; Chordata; Actinopteri; Gobiiformes; Gobiidae. Bases 349 to 1389 code for a protein of 346 amino acids. Gene Ontology annotation, cellular component: cytoplasm; glutamatergic synapse; presynapse. Gene Ontology annotation, molecular function: protein binding. Gene Ontology annotation, biological process: synaptic vesicle uncoating. The record is from RefSeq and is a predicted model, not a curated record. The transcript has 11 exons.